AUGGCUUCCUUUCAGCGGCCAAUGGCGACGGCCAUCGCCAGGGCAGGUCGCCUCGUCGGCCCUCGCGGCUGCGCGGCAUCCCGAGCCUUGACGGCUUCCGCAACGACGCCCUUGCGUGCCGCCGUGAGGCACCCGCUCCCGACGACAAGCCAAAUCGCCUUCCGCAGAUACUACGCGGCCGAAGCGCCCAAGGCCAAACCAAAGGCCGGCAAGCUGCGCAGGACGUUGCGGUGGAUGUGGAGGCUGACAUACCUCUCUGCCGCCGGCCUGGUCGGCUAUACCUUCUACAUGGUGUACGAAGACCGCCACCCCGAACCCCAGUUCGAGCCCAGUCCCAGCAAGAAGACGCUCGUCGUUCUCGGAACCGGUUGGGGUUCCGUCGCCCUGCUCAAGAAACUUGACACCGAAAACUACAACGUCAUUGUCGUCUCGCCUCGGAACUACUUCCUCUUCACCCCCCUGCUGCCUUCCUGCACCACGGGCACCAUCGAGCACCGGUCCAUCAUGGAGCCCGUCCGCGCCAUCCUCCGCCACAAGAAAGCCGCCGUCAAGUACUACGAAGCCGAGGUGUCCUGCAUCGACCCCGACCGCAAGAUGAUCAAGAUCGUCGACAACUCGGAGAUCAAGGGCGCAAUAUCGGAGACGGAGAUUCCGUACGACAUGCUGGUCAUCGGCGUUGGUGCCGAAAACGCCACCUUCGGUGUCCCUGGCGUGAGAGAGCACAGCUGCUUCCUGAAGGAGAUUGGCGACGCCCAGCAGAUCCGCAAGACCAUCAUGGACUGCGUCGAGACGGCUGCUUUCAAGGGUCAGAGCGCCGAAGAGGUCGAUCGGCUGAUGCACAUGGUUGUCGUCGGCGGCGGCCCCACCGGUGUCGAGUUUGCCGGUGAGCUUCAGGAUUUCUUCGACGAGGACAUCAGGAAGUUGGUCCCCGACAUCAGCCCACGCUUCAAGGUGACGCUCAUCGAGGCUCUGCCCAACGUCCUGCCCUCCUUCUCGAAACAGCUGAUCGAGUACACGGAGAACACGCUGCGCGAGGAGAGGAUCAACAUCUUGACCAAGACGGCCGUCAAGAAGGUGACGGAGAAUUCCCUCGAGGCCGAGAUGAGCCGGCCCGACGGGACCAAGGAACGCGUCAUCAUCCCGUACGGCCUCCUUGUCUGGGCGACCGGCAACGCCGUCAGGCCCGUCGUCAAGGACCUCAUGUCGCGAAUCCCCGCCCAGAAGGACUCUCGCCGUGGCCUCGCCGUGAACGAGUACCUCGUCGUCCAGGGCACCCGUGACAUCUGGGCCAUCGGCGACUGCGCCGUGGCCGGGUACGCGCCCACCGCUCAAGUCGCCUCCCAGGAAGGAAACUUCCUCGGUCGCCUUCUCAACAACAUGGCCAUGACGGGGGAGCAUGAGGAUCGCAUCAAGGAGCUGAGCAGCACCAUGAAUCUGCAAGCCGGAAACGCCGCCGAGGUAGCCGAGGAGAUUGAAAGGCUUGAGAAGAAGUUGCGGAGAAUCAGGGAUGUGAAGCCCUUCCGAUACAGCCACCAGGGCAGCCUUGCCUACAUUGGCAGCGAAAAGGCCGUUGCCGACGUGAGCUGGUGGAACGGCAACUUCGCCACCGGUGGCAGCAUGACCUACCUAUUCUGGAGGAGCGCCUACCUGUCCAUGUGCUUCAGCACCCGCAACAGAGUUCUUGUCGUCGUCGACUGGCUCAAAUCCAAGGCCUUUGGUCGCGAUGUGUCUCGAGAGUGA
This is a messenger RNA of Drechmeria coniospora, 1740 nucleotides long. RefSeq names its product putative NDE1-mitochondrial cytosolically directed NADH dehydrogenase. NCBI's taxonomy places the organism in Eukaryota, Fungi, Ascomycota, Sordariomycetes, Hypocreales, Ophiocordycipitaceae. The record is from RefSeq and is a predicted model, not a curated record. The coding region runs from base 1 to 1740 and encodes 579 amino acids. The transcript has 3 exons. Gene Ontology annotation, molecular function: NADH dehydrogenase activity.